AUGAUCGAUUGAUGAAAUCAUCAAAUAUUAUUAUCGAAUCAAUGUUGAAUUCAUCAUCAUCAUAUCAAUAUAUAUGGUGUCGAUAUGAAUUAUCCAAUGAUUGGUCAAUAAAUCAAUAUAAUGGACAGGAUAAUCUUCAUAUUAAUAAUAAUAAUAAUAAUAAUCAAUCAUUAUUAUUCAAUCAAAUUGAAAAAAGAAAAAAGGUCAAUGACAAAAUGAUGAACAAUGGACAACGUACUUGUUUCGAAGGUGAUCGAUAUUUAAUUGUGAAUGAGAAUCAUAUAUCGACCAUUAUUUAUCGUUGUGAAAUACGGCAACAACAACGACAACAAAUGAAUUCUUCACAUUAUAUUGUUCAUCAUAGGAAAACAUUCAAACUUUAUGUGGAUCAAUUUCCGAUUGUCCAUAGUAGUAGUAAACGAGUGAUUCGAGAAAUUUCCCGAAAAAUUGGACAUCAACAACAAAAACAUCAUUAUUGUCAUCGUGCACCAAGAUGUAAACCAUAUGCAACAGUUGAAUAUGCACAAUGUUCACAAAUUGAAUUGAAAAUUCGUUAUCCAACCAAUCAAUAUGGCUAUAAUCAUACUAUUGAUCAUUGGGGUACAAUCAAUUGUAAUGAUAAUGAUAUUAUUGGCUAUCAGCUAUGGCUUAUUGGCUAUGGAAUUGUUAAGAAAUUUCGUUCAAAUGAACGAAUUAUAUUGAAUGAUUUAAUACCGGGUAAACGUUAUUGUUUCAAUGGUUGGGCAUAUAAUUCAUGUGGCCGUGGACCAGUAUUCACAUUGGAAGGUGUUUGUGCUGUAAAUAAUAAUGAUUGUCUGAUUAGAUCGGAUGAACAUUGUGAACUUGAUGUCGAUUAUUCAUGGUGAACAAAAAAAAAAAAAAAUUUUUCUUAAUAAUCAAUCAAUCAAUAAUAAUAUAAUAUAAUAAAAAUUGAAAUUAUCGACAAGGUCAUCAAUCGAAAAUCAAUCCAUAUUUAGUCAUUUGAUAAUAAUAAUUUGAUUGAUUGAAAAAUCAAUGAAAAUCGAUUGAAUCAUUCUGUACAUAACAAGCGCGAAAAUGAAAAACAUUUGGCUAAUUGGAUGGGGUUAAUUAUUCUGUUCAGGUGUGUUCCACGCAACACACAAUGAUUAUAAUUGAACAACAUUUUUUUUGCGCUGGCGGUGAAACCGAAAACCGACAUUCAUCAUCAAAUCAAAUCAAAUUAAUCAAUUAAUUAUAUCCUAUUAAUGUUAAUCUAUUAUA
Dermatophagoides farinae (American house dust mite) is the source of this 1242-nucleotide messenger RNA. Lineage: Eukaryota; Metazoa; Arthropoda; Arachnida; Sarcoptiformes; Pyroglyphidae. The record is from RefSeq and is a predicted model, not a curated record.